AUGCGGGGCAUCCAGGUUGCUGAAUAUGUCAAGGGGCCCAAGGACCUCAAAGUGACCGAGCUUGCUGACCCCAAGCCGUCACCCGACCAAUAUCUCAUCGAGGUACACGCCGCAGCCACCAACUUUUUUGAUAUUCUCCAGAUUCAGGGGAAAUAUCAACACCAGCCUCCAUUUCCUUGGGUAUCUGGCGCAGAGUACUCGGGUGUCGUUCUCGCGGCUCCUGCAAACUCCAAAUCACCCAAGUUCCCCGUCGGCAGUCGCGUAUUCGGCGCCAGCCAAGGCGCCUACGCGACGAAGGUGUGUGCCACCGAAGAACAGCUGCUCCCCGUGCCGCAAGGCUGGUCCUUCACGGAUGCAGCGGGUCUCUUCGUGACAGCCCCCACCAGCUACGGCGCCCUGGUCCUACGCGCCGGCGUGAAAGCCGGAGAUUGGGUCCUCGUCCAUGCCGCCGCAGGUGGUGUCGGUCUCGCCGCCGUCCAAAUCGCGAAGGCAUUCGGCGCUACGGUGAUCGCGACGGCAGGGACACCGCGGAAGCUUGAGGUUGCACGUGCUUUUGGCGCUGACCAUGUCGUUGAUUACCGUGAUGCGUCGUGGCCGGAUCAAGUGCGCAAACUCACACCUAAAGGCCGGGGUGUCGAUAUCGUGUACGACCCUGUUGGUCUAGUUGAUAAAAGCACCAAGUGCGUUGCAUGGAACGGACGGAUCCUCGUUGUCGGCUUCGCUGCGGGUUCCAUUGAAAAGGUUGCCAUGAACAAGGUGCUGCUAAAGAACAUAUCACUUGUAGGAAUCCAUUGGGGCAUGUAUGCUAAAUUCGAGAAGGAAAGCGUUCCUGUUGUGUGGAAGGGGAUCGGCAGGCUUAUUGAGCAGGGCAAGUUCAAGAGUACUGUCUUCACGGAUAAAGAAUUCGUCGGCCUUGAGGCGAUUCCUGAUGCCCUCGUUGCCCUCGGUGGCAGAGAGUCUUGGGGCAAAGUUGUGGUCAAGGUCCCUCAGGCUGGUGAGAGCAAGUUAUAA
Molecule: messenger RNA, 1011 nt
Organism: Xylaria bambusicola
Lineage: Eukaryota; Fungi; Ascomycota; Sordariomycetes; Xylariales; Xylariaceae
Exons: 3
Coding region: 1-1011 (336 amino acids)
Cellular component (GO): mitochondrion
Molecular function (GO): zinc ion binding; oxidoreductase activity
Source: RefSeq, a predicted model, not a curated record